Molecule: messenger RNA, 392 nt
Organism: Saccostrea cuccullata (small rock oyster)
Lineage: Eukaryota; Metazoa; Mollusca; Bivalvia; Ostreida; Ostreidae
Exons: 2
Source: RefSeq, a predicted model, not a curated record
UAGUGAGGAAUAAACAUUAACAAUGCCGAAUAUACAAGUUAAAAACAGAAGAAAAAUUCUUGUUUUUCUUGUGCACUUUACUUUUCUUGCUGUUUCGACAGAAGGUGUGUUUUAUAUGGAGGCUGGUUCUACUGUGUGUUUACCAUUCUCCCAAAGUGAUAACACUAACACAGAUAGAUCGAUAAAGAGAGGAGACAAUAUUCUGUGUGUACAGUUUUCAGGAUCCAAAGACACGGGCUUCACAUAUGAUGUAUUAUCAAGACCAUUUAAUUGUACAACAAAUGACUCCACCAUUUCUGUGUGCAUUAAUGGCAUAACAAAUGAUGUACAGGGAAUGUUUAAGUAUGUUAUAGGUCCAGUGGAGUUGGAGAACGCAACACUCUUGAUAGCAA